UAAUAAUAAUUUACGCAAUAACAUUGUUAGGGUGGGAAAAGGGCAGAGAUUUGGGAACAAUAAAACUAUAAAACUAAAUAAAACAAAAGACUCGACGGCAAUAAACGUAAACAAUAAUCAUUGUUGAAUGAAAAAUAUGCCGGUAGAACUAAACAGUCUUACCGAAGGCUGGCUAGAAUUGGAAAGUGAUCCUGGUCUUUUUACUUUACUAUUAGAAGAUUUCGGUGUUAAAGGUGUGCAAGUUGAGGAAAUUUAUGACCUGCAUAAGCCUUUAGAGAGCCCGGUAUACGGAUUUAUCUUUUUAUUUAGAUGGAUAGAAGAGCGCAGAUCAAGGCGUAAAUUCGUUGAACAAAUUGAAAGCUUUGUACGGGAUGAGGAGACCAUCAAUAAUAUAUUUUUUGCACAGCAAAUGGUACCCAACAGUUGCGCCACUCAUGCUUUACUUUCCAUUUUACUAAACUGUCCAAAUCUUCAUUUAGGAGAAACAUUAAGUAGGUUAAAACAUCAUACAGUGGGUAUGAAUCCUGAAAACAAAGGAUGGGCAAUAGGAAAUACCCCUGAAUUGGCUUGUGCCCACAACUCACAUGCCAUACCACAAGCACGCAAAAAGACAGACAAAAAUGCUGGAGUUUCUACUGGCAGAUUUACAGGUGAAGCAUACCAUUUUGUUAGCUUGGUACCAAUCAAUGGACAUUUGUUUGAACUAGAUGGUCUUAAACCAUAUCCUAUGGAUCAUGGUCCGUGGGCAGCUGAUGAGGAUUGGACAGAUAAAUUUAGAAGGGUAAUGGCAGAAAGACUUGGUAGAGAUGCAGGAGAACAAGUUCAUGAUAUUAGAUUCAACCUAAUGGCAGUUGUACCAGACAGAAGGUUAGCAUUAACACAAAAGCUUGGGGCACUUGAAAUAAAUCAGAAGAGAGUCAAAGAAGCUAUUUCAAAAAUUGGGAAACAUCUACGACAUUUGUUGGGAAAAGGCAGAGAAUAUAAUGGUCAGAGCGAGCUCAUAACUAGCAAUGAUAUUGAUACAUCUCUUAAUGAUAGCAUGGUCCACAUUAGUGAAGAGACAAUAUUAACAGCAUUGCAAUCAUCACAACUACGCACAUAUGACAUAGAUUACACACUACCAAUUACCAUUGAGAUUGGUGCUAUGGACAGACCUCAUCAGGAUAGCAGCAUUUUAUUAGUGGAUCCUGUCGAACAAGGAGCUGUUGUGAAAUUUGUUACAGCAAAUAAAGAUAGUCAAAUCAUUGGUGAUAUCUAUCCAACAUCAACAACCGCCCUAGUGAGAAGUAAUGAAUCACCAGUUCUUUUGUGCUCCGAAAUAGCUCCGGAACAGCCCUAUAAGUUGAGGAAAUUGCUCCUAUCUCAUUCGGAACUUAAUGCGCUAAUGAGCUGCAUUGUCGGUGAAGUGCAAUCGUGUCAGCAGGCUCUAAACGAUGAGAACGAUAAAAGAGAUAUGUAUAAAGUAGACGAUUGUCGACGUACGCACAACUACGACGAGUUCAUCUGCACUUUCCUAUCGAUGUUGACGGAGCGUGGAGCUCUUGCCGAACUGGUCGCGGCGCAGUUAGAACGAGGCCGGUCUCCGAGAGUGAGACGACGACGUCCUAGACCCAGACCCCGAGCGCGACCUAGACCAAGGCCACGUGGAAGAAAAUAAAUCGCAUAACUUUCCCAAUUGUACCAAUCUUGUCCCUUCCCGCCAAUAUAGAUUUUGCAAACAAUAUGAAGUUGCUAUGUUUAAAGUAACAAUAAUUAUUAUACUACCGUCCUGGGUAUGCUUGAGAUUAUAGAAGUUGAUCUUCUAUGUGCUUUUUCAUUGUAAUUCUUAGAUUAGCUUUCGCUAUUCACAAAUCCGAUGUACAUUCGAAGCACUAAGGAUAACUAGUAAAUAAAACAAGUAUUAAAAACGA
This is a messenger RNA of Bombyx mandarina (wild silkworm), 1910 nucleotides long. It is a transcript of the gene calypso, whose product is annotated as ubiquitin carboxyl-terminal hydrolase calypso. The record is from RefSeq and is a predicted model, not a curated record. Lineage: Eukaryota; Metazoa; Arthropoda; Insecta; Lepidoptera; Bombycidae. Gene Ontology annotation, molecular function: cysteine-type deubiquitinase activity. Gene Ontology annotation, cellular component: cytoplasm. Gene Ontology annotation, biological process: protein deubiquitination; ubiquitin-dependent protein catabolic process.